GGCGGGGAGAGGAGGAGGUGUAAGGCGGGAGGAUGUGAGCGGGCGGCGCUGAGAGGCUUUUGCGGGCAGGGAAGAGCCUGAGCGGCCGGGCACGGAUUGACCCUGCGAUUGGAGAGCCCCGCGCCUUGCCAGCCUGCCUGCCCGCCCGGGGAACGACGCCUGAGGUGUUGUAGGGGCAAACGCCCUCCUCCUCCCCCCCCCACUGUCGCCGCAGCAGCCCGCGCUGUGCCCCCGCUGCUGCAGAGAGGGGCGCGAGGGGGCUCUGCUGCUAUCGACGCGGUUACCACCGCCACUCCUCCCUUUUCUCCUCCCGCCUCGCUGCUGCUGCUGCUGUGAAUGAUUGAUCUGCUAGCUCCAAGCCGGAGGAAGAUGCUCUCCCGCUGCAGAAACAGGCGUGCCUGAAGGGGGACCCGCCACAGCUCCUGCUGCUGCCUUUCCCCCUUUAGCCCCCCACGUCUUCAUCAUCCCGCCCUUGCAAGGGAUGCGCGGCCGGUGCCCUGCCUCAGCCGCCGUUUUACCGGAGCCCGAUGUCAGCGCCGGCGAAACGGCUUCUUCCUCCGCCGCCACCGCCUCCCGCUGCUGCUGCCGCCGUCGCCGCUGCUUGGGAAAAUGAAGCGACACCCCCCAUUCUGCUGCUGCUGCUGCCGGCGGGGGUGUUAGAAGGAAGGGCGGCGCGGAGCGCUGCGCACACCGCAAGCCCCCCAAUCCCGCUCUGCACCUGAGACGGACGGCGAUCCGGGGCUCUCGCCGCUCCAGGGCAUUUCUAUUAACUGCCGACGGCGUAAGCGCUGCUGUGGGGUUUCUAAUCCCCCCACCUCCUCCCUGCAGAAGGAGAGUUGGCUUGGUGCUGCUGCUUCUAUCUCCUGUCCGCCGCCUCCUGGCAGGGAGCUGGAGCUGCCCCUGGACCCCGUGGUGCAGGGGGUGCGGAGGAGACUGGCUCCGGGAGGCUAUGGGGGAGAUUCCCCUCGGGCCGACUCCCUAGCCAGACUCUCUGUCUUCUCUACAUAAGGGUUCCCCCCACCCCACCUCCGGCCACGCUCCCACAUGCCUGUAGACUCUAGCGUUUAAAAUUCUGCUGAGAAGGAUUAUAGGGCCCCGUGGAUUUCGUGGAAACACCUGGGAUCUACUACAGGAAAAGGCAGAAAACCAGACCGAGAGGAGUGUCAGCACUGCUAACUAGCUGGGGUCCAGUUGCCGCGUUGUAAAAGUGCAAGGCAAAUCCAUUUAGGAAUUGGUCUGCUUAAACGACUCACAUAGCACGUCUCCAUUGGUCAUCAUGGGGGAGCAACCCAUCUACAGCACCCGAGCUCAUGUCUUCCAGAUUGACCCUAACACGAAGAAGAACUGGGUUCCCACCAGCAAGCAUGCUGUUACUGUGUCCUACUUCUAUGACAGCACAAGAAAUGUCUAUAGGAUAAUCAGCUUGGAUGGCUCAAAGGCAAUAAUAAACAGCACCAUCACUCCCAACAUGACAUUCACUAAAACAUCACAGAAGUUUGGUCAGUGGGCAGAUAGCAGAGCAAAUACUGUUUAUGGCUUGGGAUUUUCCUCUGAACACCAUCUCUCAAAAUUUGCAGAAAAAUUUCAGGAAUUUAAAGAAGCUGCACGACUAGCUAAGGAAAAAUCCCAAGAAAAGAUGGAAUUAACAAGUACACCCUCACAGGAAUCUGCAGGAGGUGAUAUUCAAUCUCCUCUUACACCUGAGAGUAUUAAUGGAACAGAUGAUGAAAGAACAACCCCAGAAGUGACGCAAAACUCAGAACCAAGGGCUGAACCAACCCAGAAUGCAUUACCAUUUGCGCAUAGUUCAGCAAUCGGCAAGCAUUGGGAGGCAGAACUUGCAACACUCAAGGGUAACAAUGCCAAGCUUACAGCAGCUCUGCUCGAGUCCACUGCCAACGUAAAACAAUGGAAACAACAGCUUGCUGCAUAUCAAGAGGAAGCAGAACGUCUACAUAAGCGGGUGACUGAGCUGGAGUGUGUUAGUAGUCAAGCAAGUGCGGUCCACACACAUAAAACAGAAUUAAACCAGACAAUACAAGAAUUAGAGGCAACGCUGAAGAAAAAGGAAGAGGAAAUAGAAAAAUUGAGACAAGAAAUUGACAAUGCCAGAGAACUUCAGGCACAGAGGGACUCUUUAACUCAGAAGUUACAAGAAGUGGAAGUUCGAAACAAGGACCUAGAAGGACAACUGUCUGAUCUAGAGCAGCGUCUGGAGAAAAGUCAGAAUGAACAAGAAGCUUUUCGCAAUAACUUGAAAACACUUUUAGAAAUUCUUGAUGGCAAAAUCUUUGAACUAACAGAACUACGAGAUAACCUGGCCAAGCUAAUAGAAUGCAGCUAAAGAAAACGGGAUCUCAGUGCCAACCUUCUUAAAGAUGCACUGUCUCUCUUCAUAGGACUUUGUUGGGCUCUGCAUCAAAGUUGCACAAAAUUAGAAAAAUGCUCCUCCAGGAGGGCCUGUUUUAAAUUUUCAACAAUAUAUUUCAGUGUAAAAUUUUAGAAUUCAGCUUGUAGCUAGUUGGGGAAAAAUAAUAACUUGAACUACAAAUUACCUCCUUGUAUAUAAUUGGCCAUAGAUAGCUCGAAAGAUAUUAACAGUAAUUGAAUGCAAUCCUUUUCUAUUAUUAGCCAGUGAAAUAAUAAGAAGUGCCCCAAAUGGCAUCCCUUUUAGUGUUAGACACAAUGUAGAUGAUCUGUCUUAUUUUGUUUUUAUUUUGUUUUGUUGGUUAAGACACUUAAUUGCUGUGUUUUGUGCAAGAACUUUGCGAUGACAGCCCUCUCUUUUGUUGUAAUCUUAAUAAUUUCUCAGGGUAUUUUGCACUGUUAAGAAAUAGUGCAUUACCAAUUAAUUCUUGCCAGGAGUGAGAGAGAGUUGCAUCUUUAAUUCAUACCUAGUGAGUAACUGCGUGUAUAGAGUUCUUCCCUUUUUAUACUGGAAGAGACUGUAUUUAUUUAUGAUGUUCACUCUGGUGUUCACUAAUAUUGUCCAGUGUAUGGUUUACUUUUCUCUAUUUAAGUUCAUGUAUGUAGAAGUUCUGUGUUCCAUUUUGAAGCCUAUCUAUGAAGACAGGUGAGUCCCUGAAAAGUAGUUUCAAAUUUGCUAUAUACAGAUAAGUAUCAAUCUAGUCUUAUUUAUUAAUACCACAUAUGUUUAAUAUUCACUGUUACCAACAUAUGUUUUAAUAAUUCUUUUAACCAAAACGUCUUCAGAGUAAUCAGUGCAGCUUGUUAAUAUUGUGGAUAUACAGCAAUUGCCAGGGCGUUUUCUUUACGUUGAACUUGCUCAGUCAAAGAAACUGUAUAAUCACAGGAAAUUGGAGAUCUUUUCCCUCCUCUUUGGACCUUCACAUCACAUGUUUAUCAAAACCACACCAGGCAAUAUUCUGAAUUUCAAAACAGGAAUUGAAUUCAGUUAUCCUCAGUGAACAUGUUUUUAAGUUGUUUUGAUGUGAUUUACAAAGACUUUUUGCCAAACAUGUAUUUCUUUAUAUAUUUUUUAUUUUAAAGGGGGGGAAAUGAAAGGUAAGCCAAGUGUCACAUGUCUGCUUACUGAACGGGAGUUCCAUUAUGGGACAAUCUUGCUGUAAAUUGUCUAAUAUUGGAGAGGAUUUUUAAAAUGAAUGGGGGGGGGGGAAUCAAACACAAUGAUGCACUGACCUUUUCUUUACACCCAAAUUAAUUUGAAUGUUAAAUGCAAAAUCCAGCUUGAAUAUAAACUCUGUACAAUAGACAAUUUUUUUUCCACUUAAGGACUGCUAUUCAAAACUAGAUAAUAUAAGUCGGGUUUUUAUGUGUGUACUGUAUGUAUAUACUGUAUAAUACACGCAUUCUAAUUUGUAUUCAAAGUGGGAGAAAUACAUGGUGGGUUAAUUUAUAAAAUGCCAUUUUCUUUAUCUGUAAUUUAACAGGUGUCUCCUGAAAUGUCAGGAUUACUGUUUAGCCAACAGUAAAUUAUCAUGUAUUAUACUGUAUGUACUGUACACAUCGUUUGAGUUUCAUCCAUAUUUUAGAGUAGUCUGCCACUUAUUUUAUUUAUUACUGGAGAAAAUAUUUGUUCAUUGCAUUCAUAGGUAAAAGCUUUCUAUGGUGAUUUUUUUUUAUAUAGCUAGAUGUUAACGAUGUGUAACUUUAUCAGGUCCAGGACAGUAGUGAUUACCUGAUUUUAAUUUACCUGGAGAAGUUUGUACCUGAUUCUCUUGCUAUAUGAGUGUCAAUUGGAAACAUCUUCAGAAAAGUAUAAAAUUGGUGUAAUUGUAGGAGGAAUGAAGUAUGUUCAUGAGUGUUAUUAAUUAUAACAAGUUAGAACAGAAAUUUGAUGGCAAAAAAAAUGUAACAUUAUUUUUAAUGAGAUCAAAAUUUUUAAUACAAUGACAUUUACAUGUGGGAAAAUAGUUUACAAAAUAUUUCCACUGAAAUGCUGUGUAUAUGUGUGGUACAAGAAAUUUAUUUGUAUAUGUACACAUACACACACAUGUAUAUACAGUACAUGGAAAAAUUUAAAUGUGCACAUUUUUAAUAUUUUCCUAUUGAAAUUAAAUUUGAAAAUUGGAAAUCAAUAUUUGAGAAUUUCUUUUCUCAUGUAUAUUAAGAUGCUUGACUUUGGGUUCUUUUGUUUGUAAAAAUAAAAUCUAUGAGGGCUGCACCAUUGAACUCCCAAAA
Zootoca vivipara (common lizard) is the source of this 4662-nucleotide messenger RNA. It is a transcript of the gene HOMER1, whose product is annotated as homer scaffold protein 1. NCBI's taxonomy places the organism in Eukaryota, Metazoa, Chordata, Lepidosauria, Squamata, Lacertidae. Gene Ontology annotation, biological process: G protein-coupled glutamate receptor signaling pathway. Gene Ontology annotation, molecular function: G protein-coupled glutamate receptor binding. The record is from RefSeq and is a predicted model, not a curated record.